Messenger RNA from Miscanthus lutarioriparius, 288 nucleotides. The record is from the annotation of a GenBank genome assembly. NCBI's taxonomy places the organism in Eukaryota, Viridiplantae, Streptophyta, Magnoliopsida, Poales, Poaceae.
AUGGCGAAGCAGCAGGAGGAGGUUUACUUCGUGUUCAUGAACUUUGACCCCGUGUACGAACGCCUCAGAGCUGAUCGGUCCAAGGAGGGGUCGGCCACGCUGGAUGCAUACCUGAGUCAGAAGCACGACAAGCUGCUCGCCAAGCUCCUCCAGCCCGACUCCUACCGCAAGAGGUCGUCCCUCGCCAUCGUUGACGGCUUCGCAGUCGAGAUAACUGAGGAUCAGGCAAGCGUUCUGAGAUCGGCCAAGGAGGUGAGGGUGGUGGAGAAGAACCAGGAGCUCGCAUGA